UGCGCCCCGAAAGCCUCGUCUUCGACAGAUGCGCAGAGAGCUAUGGCUGCGGUUUUCUUGUCAUGGCUCUGCUUAGCCUCGACGUUCGCUGUUGCAACGGCAGCCAGUCCUGGACUAAAGUACAUCAUGCAGCACAAUGUAGUACCAGAGCGGUUGCUAGUUGCAAACAUCACCGAAGUUGCUCUUGCUUUCAUGCGCUCAGAUACUUUCAACGUCCCAGAUCAGCAUGAGUGGCCGCUCUUCACUAGUAUCGACGAAGUUCGACCCAAGUUCCCUGCAGGUACCAUCAUCCAAAUUGCAAUCGGCGGAUGGGGAGACACAGAUGGUUUUUCAAAGGCGGCCAAGACCGAAGAAAGCCGGAAGCUAUUUGCUAGCAAUGUCAAAGCAAUGCUUGACGCGACAGGCGCUGACGGUAUUGACGUAGAUUGGGAGUACCCAGGCGGCAACGGCGAAGACUACAAAACACCUGACCACCUCAACACUGACAAAGCUUGGGAAAUUGAUGCGUAUCCUAAAUUUCUCGCCGAAAUCCGUUCUGCCAUAGGCCCAGAGAAGACCAUCUCAGCAGCUGUCCCCGGUCUGCCACGCGACAUGCUCGCUUUCACCCCUUUUAAUGUCCCCGCCAUCAUGGAGGCGGUCGACUAUCUGAACAUUAUGACAUACGACCUGUUCAACCGUCGCGAUAACGUGACAAAGCAUCAUACCGGUAUCCAGAACUCUCUCGAAGCCAUAGACGCGUACCUCGAUGCCGGAGUACCGCCCGAGAAAGCAAAUCUUGGGUUGGCAUUCUACAUCAAAUGGUACAAGACAGCUGUCAACUCAACGUGCGAUAUCAAGCCCAUCGGCUGUGCGACUGAACUCAUGGAAGACCCCGUUACAGGCGCCGAUCUAGGCAAAGCUGGUGCAUUCUCGUGGCAUGAUGCCGUUCCUGAAGAGCUCUCUGCAUCAUACGAACGCGCAAUGGAGAGAGGUGUUUACGACGACGUUGGUGGUGGACACUACUACUGGGAUGCUGAAGAGAACUUGUUCUGGACUUGGGAUACGCCUGAGGCUAUCAAGCGGAAGGUGCAGGUCAUCAUGAAAGACAAGGGUCUCGGAGGUGUUUUUGCAUGGGGCCUGGGUGAGGAUGCACCAGCAUUUGAGCAUUUGAAGGCGAGUAAUGAGGCGGUCCGGGCGCUGGGAACAGAGGAUAGCGAGAGACAAGCUCGUGGUGAAAGGAAUGAGCUGUACAGCAAUGCCGAAAUGGAAAUCUUUCCGGACGCCACGCCAACGAUGCCGAAUAUCUGCGAAGUCCAGUUCAGCAGGAUGGCUCUUGUCAGAUUAUCCAUUCCGCGCUUCUCCACAUCCCAGAUGUGCUGGCAGCCGCCGCGAUUGGCAUACAACUCGCUCACUAUGCCGGGUGCACCUUGCCUGUUUAAGCGAGAGUCCGAGCCGUGGACUACUGGACCGAGCCGCUUCACUAUUUCAAGGACUUCUCACGCCUCCCGGCUUGCGACCAAGCUCGUUACCAAAUCACGACCUUGCACAACCUCGAAGAUGACGUCGCAAGCCGAUCCUCAGGCUCUUAUUGAGCAGCUGCAGCUGCUGAACGCUGAUCCCAGCGCUUACUUUAAGAACGAUGCGCAGAAACGUGACUUCCAGAAGUCCGUUCGGCAGGCGGAGACUGCGGUGGAGGAGCCGUUUGAGACUAUGCAGCGAUUGGUAUAUGGCCCGCUACCCCUUGUUACGGCACGCAUUGGCCAAGAUCGAGGCAUCUUCGAAGCACUUGCGAAGAGUCAAGAUGGAGUACAGCUUGAUGUUCUCGCUCAAGCGAGUGGGCUCCAGAAAGGUGUCCUCGAGGCUGUACUGGAUUACAUGUGCACGAAGGGUAUGGGCGUUGAAGUCGCACCAGGAACAUACAAGGCCACGCCACUGACACAUAUGUUGCUUGUGCCGUUGUUCAAAGAUGCCGUAACUCAUUUUCAUGACAAUUGUGCUCCUGCUUUUACAGCUCUUAACCAAGCCCUGGUGGCCCAAAAAGCAAAUAAGACCGCGUUUCAGCUGGGACAGCAUAGCAAUGAAGAUUUCUAUACAUGGAUGGAAACGCAUCCGAUCCAACAAGGCGCUUUUCACCGCUUCAUGGAAGCCCAGUUUGCCAGUCUCCCGACAUGGCUAGAUGUAAUCUCAUUCAACACUGAGAUCGCCAAGGGUGUAAGCGCGGAGGAUGUGGUAUUUGUUGAUGUUGGUGGCGGCAACGGAUCGCAAUGCGCAGCGCUGAAGAAAGCUUUUCCCGAACUCAAGGGCCGUAUCAUCCUGCAGGAUCGCCCAGCUGUGCUCGAAACAGCAUUGGAUGUCAAUGGCGUGGAGUUGAUGGCUCACGACUUCCUCAUUGAACAGCCAGUACACAACGCCCGAGCAUACUACUUCCGCCAGAUUUUGCAUAACUUCGAUGAUGACACAUGCAUUCGAAUCUUACAAAUGCACCUACCCGCACUUCAACACAACCCUGAAAGCAGGAUUUACAUCGAUGAUAAGACACUACCCGACGACAAGCCAGAUGCUAGCACCCCAGGUGUUGAGUAUACCGCAGCGCUUAGCCUGGCUAUGAAAGCAAUGUUUGAUGCGCAGGAGCGACGAGAGAAGCAUUGGCGUUGGAUUAUCGAUCAAGCCGGCUUGGAAGUUGUGGAGAUCCGGAAGUUCACGAAGUUUGAUGACAGUGUUAUUAUUGCUAAGAGAAGGUAUCAGGAUCAAUGGCGGUAA
Molecule: messenger RNA, 2739 nt
Organism: Alternaria burnsii
Lineage: Eukaryota; Fungi; Ascomycota; Dothideomycetes; Pleosporales; Pleosporaceae
Product: glycoside hydrolase family 18 protein
Exons: 8
Biological process (GO): carbohydrate metabolic process
Molecular function (GO): chitin binding; O-methyltransferase activity
Source: RefSeq, a predicted model, not a curated record